CUGGAUGACUGUGUAGAAAGGUUUGGCCUGGAGAGAACGUCAGCACUGUAAAUAGAAGUCUAGCAAGAGUGGUAGACGCAGGUCGUCUUCCCUUGCGCAGCGGUGCGGCACUCCGUAAAUUGAGUUUGCUUGAGUUAAAACCACUCCUGAAAUCAAAGCGUCCAAUUGACCAACGGAAUGUCAUCCUCGCCAGUUUUGAACCCGGAAAUCCCCUAUGUGGGUGAUGUGGAAGGUGGCUUGUUUCCUGGGAAAAUGGUGAAGAUUCAGGGAAAAGUUCCUCCGGAAGCUGUACGCUUUGCCAUAAAUUAUCAACUAGGACCGAAUUUGAAUCCCAGAGACGAUAUAGCAAUACACGUGUCCCCUCGUUUUCCUGAAGGAUUUAUUACUAGGAAUCAUAUAGAGGGUAUGAGCUGGGGACCGGAGGAAAAUGAAGGGCCACUAAUAAUUCAACCGGGGCAACGAUUUGAAAUCAUUAUUUUAUGUGAACAACAUUGCUAUAAAAUUGCUGUAAAUGGCAAUCACUUUACGGAGUUCCGUCACCGAUUACCCUUUCAAAAAGUUUCCCAUUUAAUUAUCGAUGGGGAUGUUGAAGUGACUUCUAUUUUCUAUGAGAUUAUACCCGUUGGGCCACCUCGCAGUCCUCGAGAUGCAACACCGGUGCCUGAUGUACCACCUGUAAACAUUGGUCCUCCUCCUCCUGGAGGCAUUUAUCCAACGAUUAGUCCCCAAAUUCCUCCUGGAGGUUAUGGCCCACCACCUGAUGCCUAUGGUGGCUCUGGUGGCUAUAAUCCACCCCGAGCCUAUGGUGCACAACCUGGUAGAGAAAAAGCCGAAGAAGAAGAUGCAUUCGGGGGAUGCCUAGAUAAAAUGGGAUUAGCAUUAGGAGGCCUAGUAGCUGCCGGAGGAGUGGCUGCUGCUAUGCAUGUUAUAAAUAAAAAAAAAGAGGAACAGGAAAAAGAUCACGAGAAAACUGAUGCAUCAAAAUCAGAGUCCGAAGGAGGUGGCUUAGGAGGAUUGGGUGCACUUGGCGCCGCACUAGCUAGCAGCCUUGCUUCAAAUGCUCUUCAAGGAGAUAACAGAUAUCCACAAUCGGGUUAUCCUCAACAGGAAUCUGGUGGAGGUGUAUUAGGCUCUAUCCUUGGUGCACUAGGUGGUGGUGGAGCUCCGCAACAACCAGCUCAUCCGCCACCCGCAGCAGAUCCUCUUGGAGGAGCUCUGGGGUCUAUUCUCGGCGGCGUUUUUGGAGGAGGAGGAAACAGUCAGCCUUCGUAUCAACCAUCUGGUGGUUAUGGAGGAUAUCCACCACCAGGUGGUUACCAACCUUCCGGAGGCUACGCUCCCCAAACUGGAGGAUCAGACUUUCUAUCAGGAAUUGGAUCUGCCAUUGGAUCCUCGCUUCUGAGUUCGGCUUUAGAUGGGCUUGGCAAACGUGGCAAGAACAGUUCGGAAGAUCAUUCACCAUCAAAUUAUGGAUCACACAAUGAACCAGAACCUUCACCACCACCUGCUCGUCGUCCUAGUCCUCCACCUUCGGGUGGAACUAAGUUAUCUGCGGCUGAAAUUUCAAAAGGCCUUGGUCUUGAUGACGACGUUAACGAUGACUAGGAGGUAGAUGCAAAAAUGUUAGUACAAGUUUAAAAAGAAUUGUUCAAAGUCCAAGUGCUCUCUAGCUUGGUUAUUGUAUGUUUUAAGAUAAUAUUUAAUUUAUUGAAAAGAUCUAAAUAUCUAUAUACGUACAUAUAUCUUGAAAAUGACAUUACGUUAUGAAACAUCGAAGCUACGAGUCAUUAAUUGAAAAUGAAAUUAGUAUUCCCAAAGGAAUCUCAAUUUAUUGGAGAGUUACGGAUAUUCGAUAAGCUAAAUUUAGAAUAUGCUUCCGUUCGAUUACAAUUGAAAGUUCUGUGGUAAAUUACGUAUUCGUAUAAUUGUUUUUCCGCAGUCCACAGACGAUCGCAUUUUUAAGUUCUCAAUUCAAAAGCAAUUUUAUGUCACGAGUUGAACUGUACGAGUCCUGGAGGCUGGUAACAUAGAGAGAUAUUUUUAAAAUAUUAUAUUGAAUUAAGUUGCAGUAAACCCCUCGUUUUAUAUACAUUAUACUUUUAUAAGCGUUUUAGUGGCCUUAAAUGUUUACAUGCCUUAUACGCGCAUAGCGCGCCAAUACUGUUAAUGUAACGACUAUCGGAAAGCUUUGACAAGUAUAUUUAAAUAAAUUAUCAAUGUUAGUUGUAAAAA
Molecule: messenger RNA, 2232 nt
Organism: Orussus abietinus
Lineage: Eukaryota; Metazoa; Arthropoda; Insecta; Hymenoptera; Orussidae
Product: collagen alpha-1(III) chain
Exons: 6
Coding region: 178-1605 (475 amino acids)
Molecular function (GO): galactoside binding; carbohydrate binding
Source: RefSeq, a predicted model, not a curated record